AUGGGUUCCAUCACCGCGAGCCCCGUCGCUCCCGAUCUCGAGUUGGCAGAUUUUAUAGACUUUGAGAUCGACCAGUCUAUUCCCCAGGAUGCCCUCACUCGCGUUCUUAGCAGGCCACCAUUCCGAAUUGUUGAAGGGGUGUUCAAUAUCCGUGAUUUAGGUCAUAUCGGCCACCCGGGAAUCCAGCCCGGCCUGGUCUACCGCUCUGGACUCCUCGCCAAUCUCACAGAAGUCGGAAAAUCCCAACUCGUGUCAGAGUUGUCGCUGGGUGCUGUUUUCGACCUUCGAGUCACAGGGAAAGGGACACCCCCACCAGUCAACCUGAGCGACUUUACCGCCAAUGACGGCAACGAUGCGCAUGGGCCUGAGCGCGCUCCCGGAGCCGCAGGUUUCAAGCAGUUUGCUGCUAUUAAGGCUUCGUACAUGAUGGCGUUUCUGGAGGCUGUCCAGGUGAAAUAUGGCGGAAUGGAGACGUUUGUGGUGGAUGUGAUUGGUAUGAGCAAAGCUGAUGUCGAGGCUGUUCGGGCUGUAUUGAGAGGGGAAUCAUUAAGUGGUGAUUUGUAA
Aspergillus viridinutans is the source of this 564-nucleotide messenger RNA. RefSeq lists its product as uncharacterized. NCBI's taxonomy places the organism in Eukaryota, Fungi, Ascomycota, Eurotiomycetes, Eurotiales, Aspergillaceae. Gene Ontology annotation, molecular function: phosphoprotein phosphatase activity. The record is from RefSeq and is a predicted model, not a curated record. The coding region runs from base 1 to 564 and encodes 187 amino acids. The transcript has 3 exons.